AUGCGGCUGGUUUCCGCAUUGGCGGUCCUGGCCGCUGCGCUCCCCCUCUACGUGGAAUGCUCACGACUCACUCCUCCUGUACUCCCUCUGAUCGUGCGAAACCCGUAUCUCAGCACCUGGCUAGCUAACGCAAGAGACGUACCUUGGGAGAAAUGGCCCAUGUUUUGGACCGGCCAGGAGAUUGGUUUCUCCAUCCUCGCCAGUGUCCCAGAGACGAGGACCGCAUACCCCUUGCUCGGAAGACCUCAGGACUCGCUGCGGAAGGAGGGUGACAACUAUACUGUAUCCUCGCCAAUCUACCAUGGAGCUGUGUAUGAUGCCUCCACUACAAAUCUGUCCUACUCCCUACCGCUGCCUUCACUAUAUCCGGAGUCCAGCUACAUUGACCUCACGAUCUCCUUUCUGUCUCCUAUAACUCCCACUUCGACUGUCAGACAGUCUAUCCCUGCGAGCUAUGUCACUGUCUACGUCUCGGGUAAUGUGCCUGUGGAUAUCUACAUGGACCUCAAUGGCCAAUGGGUCAGUGGUAACCGGGGAAGCAAGAUCGUGUGGGGGCUUGAUCAUACAGCAUUAGAGGGAAUAUCCCGCGGUUUCAAGACAUGGAAGGUCCAAAGGGCAGUACAGCAGCUGUUCACCGAGUUUCAAGAUAGAGCUGAAUGGGGUACUCUCUACUUCUCUGCGCCUUCCGACGUGCGACAUGAGGCCGGUGUGUCGGCUCGGUUGAGGCAGAAAUUUGCUCGGAGUGGGACUUUGGGAGACAGGAUCGACCACGACUUUCGGUCGAUUAUGGACGAGGAGCCUGUCUUCGCAUUCUCCAAGUCUUUUGAACUGAACAGCACCCGAUCCACGGAACAGAGUAUCACCUUUACGAUCGCUCACAUCCAGGACCCUGUUGUUCAGUUUGCUGCCGCGCGAGGGCUUACUUACAUGCGUCCUCUGUGGGAAUCAUAUUUCCCGACUGUCCAAGAGGUGCUCACCUUCCACUACCUCGAUUUCAAACAUGCCAGCCAAUUGGCCGCAAACUAUUCUGCGCAAUUGGCUAUUGACGCCUACAAGUCUGGUGCGGAGGAUUACGUCGACAUCGUUGCUCUCUCUGCUCGGCAAGUCCUGGGCGCCACAAGCUUUUCAGGCACACCGGAUGAUCCGAUUCUCUUUUUGAAGGAAAUCUCUUCAAACGGAAACUUUCAGACUAUUGACGUUAUAUUCCCCGCAUUUCCGUUCUUUCUGUACACGAAUGCGCGAUGGCUUGGAUAUCUCCUGGAGCCGCUCAUUGAGCACAUGCUGAGCGGACAAUAUCCAAACAAAUAUGCAAUGCAUGACCUUGGAUUUCAUUUUCCAAAUGCCACUGGGCACCCAUUGGGACAAGACGAGUACAUGCCGGUCGAGGAGUGUGGAAAUAUCCUCAUCAUGGGAUUGGCACUGGCUAACGCCCUGAAGAAUGACGCGGGCUGGACUGCGUCAUCCACAUGGCAACCGAUGGGUGGAGUUCCUACGCCAAUCCCUUCGUCAGAUAGCCUUGCUCCUUUGUCGGUGGGCAGGGAAGACGGCAUCCUAUACAUUGACGAUGCGUGGGUUGGCCAGCCGGAAAGCCUGAAGAGAGCCGAGAAGUGGGUUCGCAGGAGCUAUCGGUUAUGGAAGCAAUGGACAAGCUACCUGGUUGAGUUUUCUCUGCUACCUCACAAUCAGCUCUCUACCGACGACUUUGCUGGCUGGCUGGCUUUACAGACAAACUUGGCUCUCAAAGGCAUCAUUGGCAUCAAGGCCAUGGCUGGCCUCGCCGAACUCACGGGCAACUAUGAAGAUGCGAAGGUUUUCAACAAUAUCUCGAAAGUAUACAUUGACAAGUGGGAAGAAUUUGGUAUUUCUCGCGACAAGACACAUGCUAAGGUCGCGUACAAUUGGUAUGGUUCCUGGACUACGACGUACAAUCUGUAUGCGGACAGUUUACUAUGUUUCCACUUGGGAUCAGCCAACUCAUCGGAAAUGACCUCCAUUGCUGGACGUUAUGAGUACCAAAAACCCCUCAAGGAUUCCAUCGCAGGAGACAAGGAUGGAUUCGUGCCGAAACACAUAUACCAGAUGCAAAGCGAUUGGUACUAUGCCGUCCGGCAGAAAUAUGGUCUGCCUCUCGACUCGCGACAUCUAUACACCAAGACCGACUGGGAAUUCUUUGCCAUGGCCGUUGCGGCCCCCAAAGUCCGAGCCAAUAUCUUGCAAUCUGUCGCCAAGUGGGUGAAUGAGACGGUUACUGACCGACCAUUUACCGACCUGCACUCGACGGAAGGAAGGGGAGAGUUCCCGGGACCAAACUUUUUUGCGAGACCUGUGGUUGGAGGACAUUUUGCAUUUUUGACACUGGGACAAGCGUGCAAGGGCAGGGCUAUGGAGGGUCUGAAGUACCUGAAUGACGAUGUGACGAAAAAGAUGGACGUGCAGGGCAUAUUGGAUGCGGAACGAGCUGAGGCUGGAUGGCAACUCGAGCUGUAG
Molecule: messenger RNA, 2487 nt
Organism: Fonsecaea multimorphosa CBS 102226
Lineage: Eukaryota; Fungi; Ascomycota; Eurotiomycetes; Chaetothyriales; Herpotrichiellaceae
Exons: 2
Coding region: 1-2487 (828 amino acids)
Source: RefSeq, a predicted model, not a curated record